Messenger RNA from Onthophagus taurus, 705 nucleotides. Lineage: Eukaryota; Metazoa; Arthropoda; Insecta; Coleoptera; Scarabaeidae. The record is from RefSeq and is a predicted model, not a curated record.
AUGGAACUUAACGCUACGCUAGGAACCAAGCAUUUUCGGACGACCGCUUACCACCCCGCUGCCAACGGUCUCGUGGAAAGAUUCUACGGUCAACUCAAAGGCGCCAUUCGAUGCCAAGUUACUGUAAAAUGGGUCGAUAUCUUACCCGUGGUUCUGCUGGGCAUCAGGUCAGCCUGGCGAGACGAUCUCUCGGCAACGACAGCGGAACUAGUGUACGGCGAACCUCUCAGGGUCCCGGGCGAAUUCUUGCCACCUAGAGAAUCGAGCGGGAACGAGGAAGGUGCGACGAACUUCAGCCAAGAAUUGAAAAAGCACUUUCAACAGCUUCAAUCGAUCCACGGAACCAGGCACGGAAGUAAAAAGAUCUUCGUCUUCAGAGACCUAUCCACCUGUAGACAUGUUUGGAUUCGCUUGGAUGGAGAACACCACGCGUCGUUAGAAGUCCCAUACGAGGGCCCAUAUCCCGUCACCAACCGGAACGACAGGACGUUCACCAUGGAGAAGAAAGUGAAACAAAUUACCGUUUCAAUCGACCGCUUAAAACCAGCCUACAUCCUAUCCGGAGAGGAACAACGCCAGGAGGAUCCACAACGCCCAGAGGCUAGGCGGAAUGCUCCAGGACUCCAGCAGACAGACCCUACUCCGCCAACAACGCGAUAUGGGAGACGCGUUAGAUUCCCUGGCCAUUUCCAUUCAGGUCUCUAG